Molecule: messenger RNA, 1253 nt
Organism: Sciurus carolinensis (gray squirrel)
Lineage: Eukaryota; Metazoa; Chordata; Mammalia; Rodentia; Sciuridae
Gene: Pop4
Product: POP4 homolog, ribonuclease P/MRP subunit
Exons: 7
Coding region: 216-878 (220 amino acids)
Biological process (GO): tRNA 5'-leader removal; rRNA processing
Cellular component (GO): ribonuclease P complex; ribonuclease MRP complex
Molecular function (GO): ribonuclease P RNA binding
Source: RefSeq, a predicted model, not a curated record
CUCUGUACUACCAAGGAGUCCGACUUCAGCUGCCCACCCGACAGUGUCAGUGGACUGCGCUUACCGCGCGGCUUGGGGCACUAAGAACCUUUUCAGCCGAAAAUUUGCAGAGAGAGACUGCUGAUGGCUGAGAGCAGCUGAACAGAGUGACGAGAGGGAAAGCGUCAACGACGCUGAGGGAGACGUCAUCAGAGCGCACCGGAAACGGCCCGACAAUGAAGAGUGUGAUCUACCAUGCCUUCUCUCAGAAAGAGGCAAAAGAAUACGAUGUUCAGCAUCAGGAAGCCAGUCGGGCAGAGGCCUUUGUGAGGGCCUUCCUGAAGCGGAGCAUGCCCCACAUGAGCCAGCAAGCCUGUGAGGAUCAACUGCAGCGCAAGGCUGUUGUUCUGGAGUACUUCACCCGCAGGAAGCGAAAGGAGAAGAAAAAGAAAUCAAAAGGCCUCUCUGCCAGACAGAGGAGGGAUCUUCGGCUCUUUGACAUUAAACCCGAGCAACAGAGAUACAGUCUUUUUCUCCCUCUACAUGAACUCUGGAAACAGUACAUCCGGGACCUGUGCAAUGGUCUCAAGCCAGACACGCAGCCACAGAUGAUUCAAGCCAAGCUGUUAAAGGCAGAUCUUCAUGGUGCUAUUAUUUCAGUGACAAAAUCCAAAUGCCCCUCGUAUGUGGGUGUCACAGGAAUCCUUCUACAGGAAACAAAGCAUGUUUUCAAAAUUAUUACCAAAGAAGAUUGUCUGAAAGUUAUCCCCAAGGUAAACUGUGUGUUCACAAUAGAAAUUGAUGACUUUAUUUCCUACAUUUAUGGGAGCAAAUUCCAGCUUCGGUCAAGUGAGCGGUCUGCCAAGAAGUUCAAAGCAAAGGGAACAAUUGACCUGUGAAUUCUUUGCCACCUUAGACAAUUGUUUAUGACACCUGGAAAUUGGAACACCCUACAGAUCCACCUGUCUGUGAAGAGAUUCUAGUUAUGGAAUCUGAUUUCUAGCCAGUGGAAAUCAGAGUUAAGGACUUUGAGUAAUAUGGGAAUAUGCCCAGUGUACUGAGUGAAGGAGUCAGGGGACAGACGUCUAACUCUAAGUGGCCUUAAUUUUUUUUACUCCCAUGGAGAGAAGAGAAUGGCCGAGAAUACACCAGGAUCAGCCCUGGUUGACUUGAAGGGUGGAAUUAUUAGGUCAUUUCUUUUUCAUAUUUUUGUGUUUUCUGAAUGUUGUAUGAUGUUCAUGUAGUAAUAAAAUAUACAUGUAUGCAUAAACAGA